AUGUAUGACUUGGCCAUGGAGUCCCCAAAUAGUACACCAAGCUAUGAUAGUGACACAGCAAGCGAAGAACGACCAUCAUCUCAACCCGUCAACAUCAAAAUCCAGGCCAAAUUUCGAAUAGCCCUACCGCCCCCUAAAUCAAAUCAACGACUUCGACUCAGCCCCAAACUACUCCUUCAAAUCCAACAACUUUGUCCAAAUCACAGACCAGUGCCUGUACUAGAGAUAUGGCAGCCACCACUGUACAAAUCAAAAUUGACAAAGGGUUUUCCUCAACGCCCAAAACUCAGCACAAAGGAUAUCUACGCAACACUCAAUGAGCCAUAUAUCACCAAUAAGCAGCUAGAUGGACAAGAACAACCCCAAGCACAAGAUAUACAAUCAAGCAUUGUCCACGAAAAGAAUAUCAUCGCUGCAAUUUGCCAACCAUCAAGCAACAACAACAGCAGCAGCCCCACAUCCUCAAUCCACUUCCGCGACGCAAGAUGCAUCUGGCAAGCCAGUGUCGGCACAACAGGACCUGAGAAAAGCUUUUGCUACAAGUUUGCCAUUAAAGAAGAAAACACAACCAGCACCGAGCAGCCCCGGAUGAUUAUGCAGUGGGAGAAACGGGCACACUCUGCAAAUGGAGAUGCGGCAUCUGACGAUCAAUUCGUUCUUGUGGCGAUUGACCGCAAAGCUCGCCGGAAGAGUCGCAUUGCUACGAUGUCUCGGGACGGACUCGAGAUUAACGUGAGGAAGAGCUCGGUCUUGGAUCAUCUUCGAGCUUGUUGGGAGUUGGCGGAGCCUGUUUCUCCGGCCUCGGCGGACUUAGAGACCUGGUUGUACACCCUUGCGUUGACUUUGGGUAUCUCGGUGGCUUCUCAGGAAGGGUGGUUGGUUUGA
Molecule: messenger RNA, 885 nt
Organism: Penicillium vulpinum
Lineage: Eukaryota; Fungi; Ascomycota; Eurotiomycetes; Eurotiales; Aspergillaceae
Exons: 2
Coding region: 1-885 (294 amino acids)
Source: RefSeq, a predicted model, not a curated record